CGCGACAACUUCCGGGCUAGCGCAGGAAGUCUCGCGCGAGCGGAGCCGCGGGGCGGUGCGGCGGCCCCGGGCCCGCCGCGCUCCCUCCCUCUUUCCUUCCCUCCUUCCUUCCUUCCCUCCUUCCUUCCUUCCCUCCUUCCUUCCUUCCUUCCUCCCUUCCGCCGCCUCAACCGGGCCCGCCCCACCCCGCCAUGGAGGCGAAUCCGCCGAAGCGGAAGGAGACGCGCAAAUCGCUGAGGAUUAAAGUCAUCUCCAUGGGCAACGCGGAGGUGGGCAAGAGCUGCAUUAUAAAGCGUUACUGUGAGAAGAGGUUUGUUCCCAAAUACCUGGCGACUAUCGGUAUCGACUACGGCGUCACAAAAGUGCAAGUCAGAGACCGAGAGAUCAAGGUGAACAUCUUUGACAUGGCGGGGCACCCGUUCUUCUAUGAGGUGAGGAACGAGUUUUACAAGGACACACAGGGGGUCAUCCUGGUCUACGACGUCGGGCAAAAGGAAUCUUUCGACGCGCUGGACGCGUGGCUGGCUGAGAUGAAGCAGGAGCUGGGGCCCCAUGGGAACAUGGAGAACAUGGUCUUCGUGGUCUGUGCGAACAAGAUCGACUGCACCAAGCACCGCAGCGUGGAUGAAAGCGAGGGGCGGCUCUGGGCAGAGAGCCGGGGCUUUCUUUACUUUGAGACAUCGGCACAAACAGGAGAAGGAAUCAACGAGAUGUUUCAGACAUUUUACUCUGCCAUCAUCGACCUGUGUGACAACGGCGGGAAGCGCCCUCCUUCCAGCAUGGGGGUCAGCUUCACCAAAGAGCAGGCGGAUGCCAUUCGCAGGAUCCGCAACAGCAAGGACAGUUGGGACAUGCUGGGAGUCAAACCCGGAGCCACAAGGGAUGAAGUGAACAAAGCCUAUCGGAAGCUGGCUGUGCUGCUCCACCCCGAUAAGUGUGUGGCUCCCGGCAGCGAGGAUGCCUUCAAAGCAGUGGUGAACGCCCGGACGGCGCUUCUCAAAAACAUCAAGUAGGGAACAGAGCCAUUCAGAGCUGGAAACCUUCCCCUCUUCCCAGCUAGCUCCCCGGCAGCCGUACAGCCCUGGGGCACCCCUCUCCUCCUCCUGUUUACCGCUGGCGUGGACACAGACGCUCCCAGCACUGGCUGUGGGAGCAGGACAGCAUCCCACCGUAGCGUGAUUGCGAUGUGCUGCUGAGGAGGGGAGAGGGACCCCAGAGCCCUCCCUGCAAUCUGUGGCCCCAGGUCGUGGUUGGUGUAAAGGCUGAAGGCAGUGAGGUCCCCUCCUGCGUUACACCUCCCAGCUCUGGAGGGGUUUGGAUGCGUGGCUCUAAGGUGUGGAUGCAGCGAGGGCAGAGCGAGGUCUGACCCGAAGGCUACUGCUCCUGCAAGCGGUGGUGGUGUGGGUGGAGGAUGCCCAGGAGGGACAAGGGGUUGGCAGUCCAUCUGGGUUUCCUUGGAACCCGUGCUGAAAGCUGCGGGGGCACUGCCAAGCACCGGGGCGGGUCAACUCCCUGGUCAAAGCUGGCUCCUUCCAGCUGACACCCAACGAUGCUUUUUUUUGUCCGGAAGGAGAAGGAGGUGUUGCUUGAGGAAACCUCUCUGGUACCACAGGGAGAAACUGGUUCCGAGUUUUUUUCCCCUUCCUCCCCAAGCUGUCCUGGUGCCAAGAAGCAUCCCUUUGGCAGGACUAGGGCUCUCCCCAGGCACCCACCUCCUCAUCACAGCACGGAGUCUCCUACCACCACCUCCUUCCAUCUCCCUGAGCUCAACUCAUUGGGAAGAACCCCUAAGGCUGCACGUUCUCCCUUUCUCCCAGCCCUCUGCUCCCGCCGCGCUGGCGAGCUCUGGGGUGGGUGCCGCUGUCCCCCGUGGGGUACAGUCCUUGGGUGCUGGUGGCCCUGGAUAUUUACAGGCAGGAGGAAGGUGCUGACCCAAGGAGGAGGCAGUUCAGCCCGCCUGUCAGCUCUGCCCUUCCUCCCCUCGGCCAGCCUCAUCUCCCGAGCUUCACCCACUCCACAGAGCUGCGUGGGUGCCUGCGAUCUGCCCACGCGCACGGGUUCGGUGAGUGGCAGAGGGGGCAUGUUCUCCCCCAGCCCUUCUUUCCUCACAGCAGCAGUUACGGGUUGCUGAUCAGCAGGUGGGUGCAGGUUGCUCCCCCCUAGUCACAGCUGCUGUUUUUUUUUUUUUUUUCCGAUAGUCUUGUUAAUUUAGAGGGGAGUGUUGCUGGUCACCCCAACAAGUGCUUGCAGAGGCUUAAGAUCUGGCCGUUGUGAUCCCAAGGGAGGGUCAGAGCUGUGAUGGUUGCCAGGCUCUUGGGGAAGACCAAACAGGAGAUUCCUUGGGCUCCCAUGGUUUUGUCAGGACCCAGUUCUGUUUCCUUGCUGCUCUAUGAGAUUGGCAGGGGAGGUCAGGACACUCAGCUAUGAAAAGAAAGCCACGGAGUGUGUGCAUGUGUGUCCCUACCCCACCCUCCAGGUAUUCUGUUCAAACAUGGUUUCUCCUAUGGUCAGUGCAAUAUUUUUUUUUUUUUUUUUUUUUUUUUACUUCAAGGCAGCUUUUCUGUGUUUCCCCUUCAAAAUACAUCAUAAACCAACAGUAGAUUCCACCCCCCGCUCCUCCCCCUUUUUGGCAGCAAGCAUUAAGGGACUUUAAAGCCAGUGUCAUUUUGUUCUUGCUCUGUUUUUUGGUGCUGUGUUGCUGGGAAGAAAUAAGCUGUCCUGCUGGGAAGCACUUUUUGCUCCUCUGAUGUAGAUAUAUCCAAGGGGAGAUGCUGCUACAAGAGGUUAAUAUUUAAAAUGGCUCCCUUUUUCUUCUCCCAGACAUAUAAAAAGCUGGGCUGGGGGAGAUCAGCAGGUCAGGCAUUGGAGCUGUGGCAAGUUGCACUGAUGGGGUCUUACUCCACACAUUUUAUAACGCUGUGGAGUUCACUGGAAACCUCCCCACUUGUCUAAUGGAGGAAACCACUUAAUUCUGGCUUCAAAACUAUUCCUCUGUGGUUUUGGUGGGUUGUUUUGUUUUGUUUUCUCAUUGAGGAGGGUAAAUAAUUCUGUUGCUGAAUGGUGCACUUCGCUUUGAGGGUGAGAUCUCAGUGCCUGGAGUGGUUUGAAGGCUUCCUGCUGCUCAGGGGCUCUCCAGGUCUGCUGUGCCACGCGCGGUCCCUCCUGUUUGCUCUUCAGGUGACUGGCCACCGGUUUUGGGGUUUCUCCCGUCUGUUCACCGAGCUGACCGGAUGUUUGGAGAUGAUUACCCACGCAUGUCACAUCUAGCGAUGCCGGUGACCUUCUAAGUUGUGUUAUUUUUAUAAAUUAAACCCCACUUUGGAACAAA
Tyto alba (common barn owl) is the source of this 3328-nucleotide messenger RNA. It is a transcript of the gene DNAJC27, whose product is annotated as DnaJ heat shock protein family (Hsp40) member C27. NCBI's taxonomy places the organism in Eukaryota, Metazoa, Chordata, Aves, Strigiformes, Tytonidae. The record is from RefSeq and is a predicted model, not a curated record. Gene Ontology annotation, biological process: phagosome-lysosome fusion. The transcript is spliced from 7 exons. Bases 192 to 1013 code for a protein of 273 amino acids. Gene Ontology annotation, cellular component: late endosome; lysosome; phagocytic vesicle. Gene Ontology annotation, molecular function: GTP binding; GTPase activity.